CCGGGUGUCCCACGGGCGCCCACCGCUCCUCUCUCAAUCGCGUGCUCCCCGCCGGCCGCACCGACCGCCCUCCCGGCCGCUUGCCCGCCCGUCGGUCCCCACGCCCGCGCAGCGCCGCCGCCCGCCGCAGCCAUGUCCAAGGAGCCGCGGGCCGGGCGGGAGGAGAUCCUGGAGUGCCAGGUGAUGUGGGAGCCCGACAGCAAGAAGAACACGCAGAUGGACCGCUUCCGGGCGGCCGUGAGCGCCGCCUGCGGCCGGGCGCUGGACAAUUACAAUGAUCUGUAUCACUGGUCAGUGGAAUCAUACUCGGACUUCUGGGUAGAGUUCUGGAAAUUCAGUGGGAUUGUCUUCUCACGCAUGUAUGAUGAGGUGGUGGACAUCUCAAAAGGGAUCGCGGAUGUCCCUGAGUGGUUCCGAGGCAGCCGGCUGAACUAUGCGGAAAACCUUCUGAAGCACAAAGACAACGACAAAGUCGCCCUUUAUGUCGCGAGAGAGGGCAAAGAGGAGAUUGUGAAGGUGACUUUCGAAGAGCUGAGACAGCAGGUGGCGCUGUUCGCAGCUGCAAUGAGGAAAGUGGGCGUGAAGAAGGGAGACCGGGUGGUCGGUUAUCUGCCCAACAGUGCGCAUGCUGUGGAGGCCAUGCUGGCUGCAGCGAGCAUCGGCGCCGUCUGGAGCUCCACGUCCCCAGACUUUGGUGUGAACGGCGUUCUGGACCGUUUCUCCCAGAUCCAGCCUAAGCUCAUCUUUUCUGUGGAGGCUGUUGUGUACAAUGGCAAAGAGUACAGCCACAUGGAUAAGCUACUACGCGUCGUCAAAGGACUGCCAGACUUGAAAAAGGUGGUGAUGAUUCCCUACAUUAACUCGAGAGAGAAGAUCGACAUUUCUAAGAUCCCAAAUAGUGUGUUCCUGGAGGAUUUUCUGGCAAGCGGGAAAGGGGAUCAGGCCCCCCAGCUGGAGUUUGAGCAGCUGCCCUUCAGUCACCCCCUCUUCAUCAUGUUCUCGUCGGGCACGACCGGGGCACCCAAGUGCAUGGUGCACUCGGCUGGGGGCACCCUCAUCCAGCACCUGAAGGAGCAUGUUCUGCACGGUGACAUGGGCAGCUCGGACAUCCUCCUGUACUACACCACGGUUGGCUGGAUGAUGUGGAACUGGAUGGUGUCUGCUCUGGCCACUGGGGCGGCCGUGGUCCUAUAUGAUGGCUCCCCCCUGGUGCCAACACCCAACGUGCUGUGGGACCUGGUGGACAGGAUCGGCAUCACCAUCCUCGGGACGGGCGCCAAGUGGCUGGCUGUGCUUGAAGAGAAGAACAUGAAGCCAGUGGAAACCCACAACCUCCAGACGCUUCACACCAUCCUGUCCACUGGCUCCCCGCUGAAAGCCCAGAGCUAUGAGUAUGUGUACAGGUGCAUCAAGAGCAGCGUCCUGCUGGGCUCCAUCUCAGGAGGCACGGACAUCAUCUCCUGUUUCAUGGGCCAGAACGUGUCCAUCCCGGUGUAUAAAGGCGAGAUCCAGGCCCGCAACCUGGCCAUGGCAGUGGAGGCCUGGGACGAGGAAGGAAAGGCAGUCUGGGGAGAGAGCGGGGAGCUGGUGUGUACCAAGCCGCUGCCCUGCCAGCCCACGCACUUCUGGAAUGACGAGAACGGCAGCAAGUAUCGCAAGGCCUAUUUCUCCAGGUUCCCAGGUAUCUGGGCCCAUGGCGACUACUGCAGGAUCAACCCCAAGACAGGAGGCAUCAUCAUGCUUGGCCGGAGUGAUGGCACCCUGAACCCCAACGGAGUGCGAUUUGGCAGUUCGGAAAUCUACAAUAUUGUGGAAGCCUUCGAGGAGGUGAUGGACAGCCUGUGUGUCCCCCAGUACAACAAGGACGGUGAGGAGAGGGUGGUCCUUUUCCUGAAGAUGGCGUCCGGCCACUCCUUCCGGCCUGAGCUGGUGAAGAGCAUUCGGGAGGCCAUCCGCGCUGGCCUGUCUGCACGCCACGUGCCCAGCCUCAUCCUGGAGACGCAGGGCAUUCCGUAUACCCUCAAUGGCAAGAAAGUGGAGGUGGCUGUGAAGCAGAUUAUUGCUGGGAAAGCUGUGGAACAGCGAGGAGCCUUCUCGAACCCCGAGACCCUGGACUUGUACUGGGACAUCCCUGAGCUGCGGGACUUCUGAGCCAGCCGGCCUGGAACUGCCUUUGGCCGUGGUGCAUCUCUACUGUAACGGUCCACACCUACGGCCCUGGGAGGGGAGCUGUGCCCACACAUCUGCAGGCUGGGGAGGCACCGUCUCCUCGCCCUGGAGUUCCACCUGGACGGGGCCGCUGGCUUCCACAGGCCCAGGGAGCACUGGGACUCUGUGUGGGACUGCAGUACUCUGGAGUGUGUCUUUGCACUUGAAGCGAGGAGAGGGUCCCUGUGUGUGUGUGUGCUCUCGGCCUUCGUCCUGGGCCCUGCACAGGGCUGGCUGAUAGGCCUCCAGAGAGGACCUUGGCUUUGGCCUUGUUCCCUGUUUUAUCCUCUCCACCCCUCGCCCCUAUCCCCACCCCCAGAGAUGUCUCUCCUUUCACACUGAUUCCGGCCCUGCCCGCCGUCACUCAGGCCCAUCUGUGCUGCUACGUCAGCUGCUAUGCCGGCACAUUUCAGCGUGACCCUACACGCCUCCACGGUCACCGCCGGGACCCCAGCUGCCACUCUCACUCAGUCUGUGUGUCACGCACGGAAUGCGCACAGUCCCGGGGGGACUGAGAGUCACACCCUGACAGAGUCCUUGGAGGAUGAGUGGACUUCACGCUUUAGCGGCUGGGGGUGGUUUAAAGACUGUGUAGUGUUUGGUAUCUGCUGUGGGGGGGCUUGAAGAACCAGGUGCACCCUGGGUGUGUCCCUUCACUGUGUCCAGACAGUAGUAGGGACCCUGGGCUCCCUGGGGACAAAGUGGCCCAGGCCUCGGGGGGCGUGUCCUCCCGACUUCCUCCUCACGAGGGCAUGUCAGUUCCAGGUUUGGCAACAGGUGCUUUGUAUGAUGUACCUUUCAAUUCAGCUGACAGAAGAUUCCUGUAAGCCUAAUGUUUGAUUUUGUAUAUUUUUAAACUAAGCACAAGGAAGUAACUUUUUUUGAGUUCUUCUGGAUUGUACAAAUAUCAGGGGAAGUGCUCUGAGGGGACUUGAUGCAAUAAACAGACUUAUGUAUAUGUGCA
Molecule: messenger RNA, 3172 nt
Organism: Erinaceus europaeus (western European hedgehog)
Lineage: Eukaryota; Metazoa; Chordata; Mammalia; Eulipotyphla; Erinaceidae
Gene: AACS
Product: acetoacetyl-CoA synthetase
Exons: 18
Coding region: 133-2151 (672 amino acids)
Biological process (GO): lipid metabolic process; positive regulation of insulin secretion
Cellular component (GO): cytosol
Molecular function (GO): acetoacetate-CoA ligase activity
Source: RefSeq, a predicted model, not a curated record